AAGAAGAAUAUUAUUAGUUUUUACAUCACGCUAGCUUAGCUGGAAACUAUCCCAUUUAGAUUAUUAGAAUAGAAUUAGAACAUUUGUCUGCUACUCGUGCUCGUGUAUAUAUCUUCUAUUUUCUCAGUUUGCCCUUGAUUUUUAGUAUAUCACUCAGAUAAAUCAACAUCAGAUUCAAAAUUUCAGUGUCUGCUUAUCAGAGUUCAGAGAAGAAACAACUUUUCGCAAUGACGACGGCUGCUGAUUUUGAUAAAAAAUAUAAUAUCGUCGAUGAAAAACCGCCGCGGCAUAGUUUGUUGCGUGGGCGCUUCAAGAGAAGUUUCGCUUAUUACACAUUACGUGAACGUUUACCUGUAAUCUUAACUCAAGUUCUUGAUAAUCUUUCGCGCGAUAAAGAUGAUAUUGCCGAACAAUAUGGCGAGGAAGUUCGUGAGGAGAUAAAAGAAAUUGUUGGAAACAUCUCAAAACUCAAGUAUCAAUUGCAAACUGAUAAGGCACUUGAACCUUUUACUGGAAAUGAACCUGAUAAGGAAAUGUGGAAUGCAUUUAUUGCCGGACUAAAUGCUGACAAUGAUACAUUCUUUCGCAUUUGUUGGCUACAUGGCGAAUGUUAUAUGUAUCGUCGUUUAAGUUCAUAUUUUCAAUCAAUGAUCAAAAUGAAGGAUUAUGAUUAUUUUUUGAAGCAAAAAGAAAAUGCGCUGAAAUGUUGCACCGAUGCUUUGGAAAAUGUAGUUAAUAGCACACGAGAUAGUGUGCUAAGUGAGGAGUUUUUCAUUCGCAUAUUAAAGCUCAAUUUGUGGGGCAACCGUUGCGAUUUAUCCAUAUCCGAGGGAAAAGAAAUCAAACAAACUGGAAAUCUCUUCGAUUCCGUUGAUUCUUUAAAUUCAAAUAUCUUAGUCGAUGAUACAAAACAAAUAUGGAAUUGCAUAUCAGAACCAAUAGAAGGAAACUCUCGUAUAAUUGAUUUUGUUCAAGACAAUUCAGGCUUUGAAAUGUUUACAGACCUUUUAGUAGCUGAAUAUUUAAUCGAUAAAAAUCUAGCAACGAAAAUUCGUUUUCAUGUAAAAGCUAUUCCAUGGUUUAUAUCAGAUGUUACACCAAAUGAUUUUCUGUGGACAUUGGAUUAUUUGAGAAAUCAUCCGACAUCGACGGUAUUAAGGUCGGUUGGUGAAAAAUGGUAUAAACUAUUGCAAGAUGGUAAAUUUGAAAUAGCACCACAAGAAUGGUUUUGGACAAGUCCGUAUGAAUUUUAUAGAAUGAAAGAAAUAAACGAGAAGCUUUAUAAUAAACUUGCCGAAUCUCAUAUAGUUAUAUUCAAAGGUGAUUUGAAUUAUCGUAAAUUAAUUGGUGAUUUUACGUGGGACUUUACAGAAAAUUUCAAAACUUGUUUAAGAGGUUUUCAACCAACCAACGUUUGUACUCUACGUACUGUCAAAGCUGAUUUAAUUUGCGGACUAAAAGAAGGAACUGCCGAUAAUUUAGAUAAAAUCAAACCCGAUUGGAUGGUAACAGGAGAAUUUGGUGUUUUGCAAUUUUCAAGCUCAACCUAAAUUUUAUCAAAAAUUAUAGUUUAUGAUAUUCGGUUUAAAAAUUGGCGAAGUAAAAGAACCAAAGAAGAUGCGCGAAAUAGAUGGCUGUAGUUAAAAUUACAUAAAUACAUAGAUCAAUUUAUUUAAUUAAACAAAA
Molecule: messenger RNA, 1686 nt
Organism: Episyrphus balteatus (marmalade hoverfly)
Lineage: Eukaryota; Metazoa; Arthropoda; Insecta; Diptera; Syrphidae
Product: damage-control phosphatase ARMT1-like
Exons: 7
Coding region: 228-1550 (440 amino acids)
Biological process (GO): DNA damage response
Cellular component (GO): cytoplasm; nucleus
Molecular function (GO): phosphatase activity
Source: RefSeq, a predicted model, not a curated record